AACUUAUACAGACCAGGCAAAAAUGAUACAAAAUUCUACAGGCUUCGCAGAAGCUUUUGCGCAAGGCAGUUACACCCAAAUGGAAGUUGUGGACAUAGUUCACUUCUGCCUCCUCCACAUUCAGCUCUACGCCGAAUAUGUCACCCAGAGCCUGCGGCCCACAACAAGGCAGUACUCGUUAGAUGACGGCACGAGAGUCAACGCUCCGGACUCAGCUAUGUGGGCGAAUCUCUGGAAGGCGACGGGCAUUGCUCUACGUGCGUACUUGAAUAUGGAGAGACAGCAUGCCAUACACGGAAGAUGGCACUAUCAUCGCCCUAUACUUCUCACUCCGGUUGAGCUACUUGCCAAGGACCAACAGCUUGCGGGGGAUUGCCUCGAGAUCAUGGGGUCUAUCGAGCGCGGCGGCAACAAAGCUCUCCAGAGUCUAUCCGUGGGCGAGCCAGUCUUCCCGGAUGACCUUAUCGCCAUACUCGGGCACUUCAUUCUGGCCGAGAACAUCCCCAGAUAUCCGAGGCUUGCAAGACUCCUCCAAGAGCAGGAGUCACGGUGGUCAGCACUGGCAGCAUCCGUCUCCGAUCUUGCAAACGAAGCGCCGCCAACACAUGCCACCGAGUUCCGACCUGAUCCUCUCCACCAUCAGUCCAGAAGAGGUUCUUUUAGGAGCGACAGUCAGGAGGGCCGCCCGGCGUCGCCGUUUGUGGUACCGCCAGCGAUGUCAGAGGGCAGCGGGUGGGCGGAGACGACACAGGAAGAUGGUCGCGGAGACGUGCAGGACGGACAUGGAGAUAGCGAUGAUACCACUGCAAGUACCGAAGGACACUUGCACGAGCCUGGCGGUGGUAUAGGCGAUGGCGACACUCAUAUUCAUGAAGGGGACGCUGACGUUGAGGAUAGCACUAGCCUGAUAGGCGGAGGCGGGGUCGAAGGUCACGGCAGGAGCGUCAGUGGACACGAGCAGCCAGAUCAAGGUAGGCCUGAGGGAGACAACGAAGGUGGUGAGAGAUCUGGCGAGUAGAUGCAGGUCGCGAAAAGCUUCGGAGUACACGUAAUGUUUGAUACCCCCAAAUCAGCUACUGUCCUGACGAUCGUUUAUGAGCUUCCUGCACCUUCAGAGUCGGUCAUAAAUCUCACGUCUGCGUCGCCGCGAUGCCUCGAGUCUUGAUGACUUGUCCAACAAUAUUGUCCAUGAUUCAUGGCCGGACAGCCGUGCAGCUGACUCUAGCCAUCUUGCGAGCGUCAGGCAGCCUGCGCAGAGACAGUGACAGGUCUGUGCCGUCACUAGCUAGCACGAGGCUCUCAAAUUGGACUUUG
Phanerochaete carnosa HHB-10118-sp is the source of this 1314-nucleotide messenger RNA. RefSeq lists its product as uncharacterized. NCBI's taxonomy places the organism in Eukaryota, Fungi, Basidiomycota, Agaricomycetes, Polyporales, Phanerochaetaceae. Bases 23 to 1018 code for a protein of 331 amino acids. The record is from RefSeq and is a predicted model, not a curated record. The transcript is spliced from 2 exons.